AUGUUGAGAUGUAUUCUUCUCUGCGCGUUUGCCAGCAUCUCAUCCAGCUACAAUGUGCCGGACCACAAGCCGACAAUCGAGGACCCCCUCAAGAUCCCACAAUCGCUGUUCGCGAAUAAGCAUGCUCCAACCUAUGGAUCUGGAGUUCUGCAGUUGCCGGUCAAGGUGCAUGAUGGCAACUUGGAGAAACUCAAUUUCGGAGAAAGGCGGAAGAGGCAGAGCAGUGAUCCCCUCGCAAAUAUAAUCAACGGCUACACGAUUGAUAUAUUGUUAGGAACUCGAAGCCAGGAAGUUACCGUAAUCAUGGACACAGGCUCGUCCGAACUCUGGGUCGAUCCCGAAUGCAGCAACUCCUAUAGCCCCACCGAUUGUGCCAACUUUGGUCGUUACACCCCUAGCCAGUCAUCCACGUCCCAUGAUCUUGGUACAACAAUCGCGAUCCAAUAUGGGACGGGUUCUAUGAAUGGCGAAUAUUUUACCGAUAAUCUGAUCAUGGGAGGUUCGCUGAACGGAAUAGGAGCAGCAAGAAUUACUGCUCAACAGUUUGGAGUCGCAAAUACGAGUAUGUUCUCAACGCUAGGAAUCAUGGGUGUAGGAUUCGGUUACCAGCUUGAUACGAACUAUUAUAAUAUCAUCGACCAGCUAUAUGUGCAAGGUGUUACCAACAGCCGGGCUUUCAGUCUCGACCUUGCUAGUAUCGACGUUUCUCAGGGCUCAAUAAUUUUCGGAGGCAUAGACACAAUGAAGUAUAUCGGCGCGCUCGAGAAACGUCCCAUUAUACCAUACCAACUUUCACCAGAUGGAUACCCAAGAUAUUGGAUCUACAUGACUUCAGUCGGUGUCACUCCGCCCGGCGCCUCCUCCUCGACUCCAGUCACAGCAACUGGUUACAACCAGGCGAUUUUCCCCGACAGCGGUACUACUAUAUCUCAACUCCCAACAGCUCUCGUUAAUGCUCUAUUACCUUACUUCCCUGGCGCCGUCAGCCAAGGUGGCGGGGCUUAUACUGUUCCUUGCAGUUAUAGAGACCAAGCAGGGACCAUCGACUUUGGGUUUGGAAAUACAACUAUCCACGUUUCAUACCACGAGUGGUUCUGGUUUGACGGGCAAGAUUGCUACUUUGGUGCUCAAGCUACGCAGUCUACUUUUCUAUUAGGAGUUGUAUACGAUCAAGAUAAUGCCAAUGUGCUCCUCGCACAAGCAGCAAACUGUGGCACCAACGUUCUAGCAAUCGGCACAGGUGUUAACGCCGUCCCAUCAGUCACUGGUGGUUGUACAGCAUAA
Lachnellula hyalina is the source of this 1284-nucleotide messenger RNA. Its product is annotated as Candidapepsin-8. The transcript is spliced from 6 exons. Gene Ontology annotation, biological process: proteolysis. The record is from RefSeq and is a predicted model, not a curated record. Lineage: Eukaryota; Fungi; Ascomycota; Leotiomycetes; Helotiales; Lachnaceae. Gene Ontology annotation, molecular function: aspartic-type endopeptidase activity. Bases 1 to 1284 code for a protein of 427 amino acids.